AUGUCUGACUUGGAGUCUCUGGAGAAGCAGGAGGUCAGUCAGAAAACAGAACAUGAGGGCGUCCUCCACAGGCUGCAGAUGGAAAGAAACCUGGAAAAACAGAGUCAGGAGCUGACCUCAGCACACGAGGUGCUGCUCACUUAUGGCAGCACUACAAAAAAGAAGCAUCACUUGGGUCCUCAGUACUCGGGCACCUACGUGCUGGAUUAUGCACAGAGAAAUGUGCUACAUGGCCAAAAUGUCAAAGCCGGUGGUCUGUCGUGUGGGCGGGGCUUCAUGUGUAAGGAUGGUUCCCAGUGUUUGUCUCACACUCACGUGUGUGAUGGAGAAAACGACUGUGAAGACGGUUCAGAUGAACAAGACUGCGCUGUGAUGUGCGGAAAAGAUGAGUUUCAGUGUGCACAUGGGAAGAAGUGUCUUGACAAGAAACAGGUCUGUGACGGAGUGCCGCAGUGUCAGGACCGUUCUGAUGAACUGGCCUGUAUGACUCAAAUAGACGGAUGCGUUCAUCACUGCGACAACAUGAGCCGCUGCUUACCUGCCAACUUACUCUGCGACGGUGAGCAGGACUGUCUGGAUGGCACGGAUGAGGCAAACUGCGAGGAGCAAGAAGUGGAUAAAGAAAAGGAUGAGAAGACCACAUCUGCACCCAGUGCCUCUGUUGGACCACCAGCCCACAAAAACUGCCCGCUGUCCUUGAAACAUUGCAAAAACAACAUUCACUGUGUCCACUACAACCAUUUUUGUGAUGGAGAUGUGGAUUGCCCCGAUGGGUCAGACGAGGAAGACUGUCCGUCACAAUGCGAAGCAGAUCAGUUCCAGUGUGCCUAUGGCAGGAAGUGUAUCAACCAGACCCAGGUGUGUGACGGUGUAAAUCAGUGUCAGGACCGCUCAGACGAACUCCUCUGUGGACCUCCCAUGGAGGACUGCGACCACCAGUGUGACGGAAAGAGCCGCUGCAUUCCUAAUAGCUUUGUGUGUGACGGGGAGGCCGACUGUCUGGACGGCAGCGACGAGGCAAACUGCGCCAAUCAGGAAUGCAGCGCUGCUGAGUUUUUGUGCACCAGUGGCCAGUGUGUCUCAGCCACCAUGCGCUGUGAUGGUCACCCAGACUGCAGAGACCGCUCAGAUGAGAAGGGAUGUGCCAAAGCCCCAGUCUGCACCACCAACCUCUACUGUCCUCAGAGCAUGGAGUGUUUAGUGCAGGAUUGGAAAUGUGAUGGCGACCAGGACUGCAAAGAUGGGACGGAUGAAAAGGACUGUCCUGCAGUUUUGGUGGAUUGUGGAGAGUUCCAGUGGCAGUGCCAGUCAAAGACCAUGUGCAUCCCUACAGCCUGGAGGUGUGAUGGCAUGAAGGACUGCAAUGACGGUAGCGACGAGACCAAAUGUGGAGCACAAACAUGCCUCCCUCACCAGUUCCAGUGUGGCAGUCAGGAGUGUUUGGAUCCAGUCCUGUUGUGUAACGGCAAUGCUGAGUGUGCAGAUGGUUCUGAUGAAGGUGGGAACUGCCAGCUGACGUGCACGCAGGAGGAGAUCAGCCGCUGUGCUCAGAGCUGCUACAGCACACCACAGGGAACGCAUUGUGGCUGCUCACCAGGCUUCAUGCUGAUGGACGACGGGCUGGGCUGUGCCGACAUUGACGAGUGUGAAUCUCGGAGCUCGGUGUGCAGUCAGCUGUGCGUGAACACUCAUGGCUCCUACCAGUGUCAGUGCCACCCGGGUUACAUCAUGGAGGCAGACGGGUACCGCUGCAAGAUCACUGGUGAACCCUUCCUGUUGACCUCCCUCCAGACUGACCUCUUCAUGUUGGGCCUGCGCAGUGGCAGCUUAGAAGUGUUGUCUUCCUCCACCAAUAAAGCAAUCCUCUCUCUGGACUAUGACUGGAAAGAACAGAAGGUCAUCUGGGCCAACCUGGAAACAAAGACAAUCAGGUGGUCCUCCAUAAACCAGAAGAAAACAGGAACUCUAUUGACAGAUGUCAGAGCUGAUUCUGUUGCUGUGGACUGGCUUGGGAGGAACCUCUACUGGAUUGAUGGGGUCAACAGCCAGAUUGUUGCUGCCCGACUGGCCACACGUUCAGUUAAAUCUCAGGGUCACAGCAUAAUCCUGGAUGAAGACUUGGACCAGCCCCGUUCAUUGGCACUGUUGCCACAGAAAGGGUUAAUGUUCUGGACAGAAAUUGGUAAUGAAGUAAAGAUUGAACGGGCCGGGAUGGACGGCUCAGAGAGGACUGCUAUAGUGAACUCCAGUCUGGGCUGGCCAGGGGGCGUGGCUGUAGACAUCCUGGAUGACCGUGUGUACUGGACAGAUGAGAGACUGCAGGCAAUCGGCUCUGCCACACUGGAUGGGGAAGACAUUCGGAUCCUCAAGAUGAAGGCCAUAGCCAACCCAUUCUCCCUGGUGGUGUUCAAUGACUUGAUCUACUGGUCUGACACAGAGAAACGGCUGGUGCAGGCUGCUCACAAAAUCACCGGCAAGAACCGUCUGGUCCUCCUGAAGAGACCAAGACAACCUUUUGGUGUGAGGAUAAUGCAUCCAUUACUACAAAUGGGCACCAACAAUCCCUGUCAAGAGAAGGACUGUUCACACCUGUGUGUGCUGGCUCCAGGACCCAAAGCUGUCUGUAAAUGUCCCUCUGGUCUCCUGCUGGCUGAAGAUGGCCUGACCUGCUCCAGCCUGGUCAACUCUGCAUUCCUGCUGAUUCUGUCUCCUUUCACAGUCACCCAGAUCUACCUGCAGUCCCGGCACACAGCAGUGGAGCUGAACGACUGGCCAGAACACCUGGCUCUGCAGGUGCCCAACAUCAACGAGGCAGCCAUUAUGGACUACAGCCUACGUGACCACACCCUCUUGUUGACAGAUGAUGCUACAUCAUCACUGAGCUCCUUCAAGCUGAAGGACAAACUUCUUGUCCCCCAUAGUCAGCUUUUAAAAGUCCUGGGUGACUCUAUCACUGCCAUGGCUCUAGACUGGAUAACGCUCAACUUCUACUGGAGCAGCAGCAAGCAGCCCCGCCUGGAGGUCACAUCCAUCACAGCAAAGUACACCGCAGUCAUCAUCAAAGACAGCAUUGAUAGACUGGAGUCUGUUGCACUCCACCCACCCAGUGGGAGAGUUUGCUUCACUAACUUGGGUCUGCAGGGUGCAGAUACUUCAGCAGCUGUAGAGUGUGCCCACAUGGACGGCGCUGAACGCAGUGUAGUGUGGAAGGAUGCUGUCCAGCCCACGUCUCUGGUCUUCUCAAACAAUGGGGAUACAAUCUACUGGGCUGAUACUGGGUCCGGGGUGAUCGGCUCCAUUCUUCUGGAUGGAUCUGGCUUCAAAGAGCUGAAGACAUCCAACGGUCUCACUGCUGUGGCUCUGAGUGACGACACAUUGUUUUGGAUGACAGUUGGAGACAAAGCCAGACUCUGGUACAGAGAUGAGCAGCAACAGAACAAGCUGUGGUUUCAGGUCAAUACAAAAGUGGUCAGCCUUAAAGUGUUCAGCAAAUCCAGGCAGACGGGUACAAACAAGUGUGCCGUGAACAACGGCAACUGCCAGCACUUGUGUCUCGCCACCCCGGGAGGUCGAACAUGCAAGUGUGGUUACGACCAGAAUGCCAUUAACUGCACUGCGGGGCAGCACUGCCCAGCUGGCAGCAGCCAGUGUCUGGAUCAGCUGCCAUGUCAGCCUGAGAAGUUCUGUAACAUCCAUACCGACUGUCUGGACCACUCGGACAAGAACUGUGUCAGUGUGAAACAGGUAUCAGGAUCUGAAAUGCAGGUUUCCACCCAGCCACAUAGAUUCUCUUCGCCUCCCCCCUCACUGGCCCCUCCUACACCUGAACCCACCACCCUGAAUGCCAGCAGUCAUCUUAGAAACCUGGAUGCCCAGCAGUGCAGCCAGCGGCGCUGUAGCAGCAACGGCCACUGCGUGGAGGUUGACGGGGAGGUGGCAUGUGACUGCACGUCGGGUUACAGUGGCGAUUCCUGUCAGGAGCCCCUAAUGAAGUCCAUGCAGGCUUCAAUCAUCUAUGGCGCAGCUGGUCUCUGUGCAGCAGUGGUGCUCAUCACUGUGCUGGCAGUGGUGGUGAAGAGGAGGAACCCCAGGAGCAGGUUAUCAGUCCAUGUGGUAUUGUUGCAUACACCACUUCAGAAUCUGCCCCCUGAUGGCAACAACUGGAAUUAA
Thalassophryne amazonica is the source of this 4170-nucleotide messenger RNA. RefSeq names its product low-density lipoprotein receptor related-protein 13 (gene lrp13a). The record is from RefSeq and is a predicted model, not a curated record. The transcript has 21 exons. The coding region runs from base 1 to 4170 and encodes 1389 amino acids. Lineage: Eukaryota; Metazoa; Chordata; Actinopteri; Batrachoidiformes; Batrachoididae. Gene Ontology annotation, molecular function: protein binding; calcium ion binding.